Patella vulgata (common limpet) is the source of this 1149-nucleotide messenger RNA. RefSeq names its product lysosomal cobalamin transporter ABCD4-like. Gene Ontology annotation, cellular component: peroxisomal membrane. Gene Ontology annotation, biological process: peroxisome organization; very long-chain fatty acid catabolic process; long-chain fatty acid import into peroxisome. The transcript is spliced from 9 exons. NCBI's taxonomy places the organism in Eukaryota, Metazoa, Mollusca, Gastropoda, Patellidae. Bases 1 to 1005 code for a protein of 334 amino acids. Gene Ontology annotation, molecular function: long-chain fatty acid transmembrane transporter activity; ABC-type transporter activity; ATP binding. The record is from RefSeq and is a predicted model, not a curated record.
AUGAGUAAGAUGUAUAAUUUUGAUUUGAAGUUUAUCAAGCGUUUUCUGCGUUUGUUAAAGUUGAUGUUUCCAGCAUGGAAGAGUUUAGCCGUUAUUCUGUGUGUAUUUCUACUCAUGCUUUCACUAUUAGAACAAGUAAUAAUUUACUAUAUAGGACUAAUACCAAGUAAAUAUUAUAAAGUAUUAGGAACGAAAGAUGAGGAAGGUUUUAAGAAUCAAACUAUUAUAGCUGUGUUACUUAUCCUUGCUGAAGCAUUUAUCAAGAGUAGUAUAUUAUAUGUUGCUGGCGUACUGUAUAUCGCAUGUAGAGGCAAUCUCUCAAAAGCUCUUCAUGCGUUAUAUUUUAAAGAUACUUUAUAUUAUCAGAUCAACAACAUUGAUAAAACUAUAGAUAAUCCAGAUCAGCGUAUAACUCAAGAUGUGGAUAAACUAUGUAAUCAGUUUAGUCUAGUUUUAAUCCGACUGAUUAUUUCACCAUUUUUAAUUGGUUAUUAUAUAUAUCAAGCUGCUAAAAGUACUGGAUAUCUAGGACCAGUGAGUGUUUUUGUGUUUUUUAUUGUUGCCACGGUUAUCAACAAGUUUUUGAUGUCACCAGUAGUUCGGUAUUUUUAUUAUCAAGAACAAAAAGAAGGAGAUUUUAGGUUUAAACAUAUGCAGCUAAGAGUAAAUGCUGAAUCAGCAGCUUUUUAUAGAUGUGGGACCAUUGAGGAAAAGAAGACAAAUGAAAAGCUUCAAAGUCUUCUCUCUGUACAACAUAAACUAAUACAGCGAGAAUAUUUAUUAAAUUUUUCUAUAAAAGCUGCGGAUUAUUUAGGCAGUAUAUUAAGUUAUGUGGCUAUAGCUGUUCCUAUAUUUGUAGGAACCUAUGAUGGUAUCAAACCAGCUGAUCUCUCGGCAUUGAUUAGUAAGAAUGCUUUUGUAACAAUAUAUUUGAUUAGCUGUUUUACGACAUUGAUUGACCUGUCAACUAAGUUAACUGAUGUGGCUGGGGCCGCCCAUAGGUAAGAUAGAAGUUUUAUUUCUUUUGGUGUUUGAUGUAAGAAGGAACUUUGUAUGAUAGGGUCUUUAUGUGCUACAGAACAUGUACAUGUCAUAGCCAUAACACAGCCAGGUAUUACUCUUCAACAAAUUAUGAAUUCCAUACUUAUA